Molecule: messenger RNA, 2748 nt
Organism: Triplophysa dalaica
Lineage: Eukaryota; Metazoa; Chordata; Actinopteri; Cypriniformes; Nemacheilidae
Gene: tiparp
Product: TCDD-inducible poly(ADP-ribose) polymerase
Molecular function (GO): NAD+ poly-ADP-ribosyltransferase activity; zinc ion binding
Source: RefSeq, a predicted model, not a curated record
UCUGCCCUCUACUGCGCGGGAAGAGCAAACGCACCUAACCGGCGAGCACUAGACUGUUUGUUGUGCAUUAUUCAUAGAGCAAGUAAAUGGAAAUUGAGGAGAAAAAGUGGUGAAACCGAGCGGGAAGACAGUUGGUUUUAACUAGCCAGGUGUCGGUGGAGUUAAGGUUUUGAACCAUGCAGGAGGCAGUGGAGACCACCGAGACCGCUUUAGCUCUACCCGUGGAAACUGGAGAGUUUGCCGAGCACCAGAUGGGACUCGCCGACAAGAUCCCUUUAGUGAAGCCCUACUUCAAAAAGAAACACUCGCAGAGAAAACUUGACGCAAAGUGCUUACGCGCUUUAGAGGACCCUAUUUUAAGUACGCUAUUAAACUCGGACGCUCUCGUGUCAGGGGACGGCGUGUUUGUUCCACGAAACCAGUCUCGACCUCAACGGAAUAUAUGCACUGUAGCCGUGGAAAAGCAGGCCAGGAUUAGUCAGGUGUGCCUGAAGGAGGAAGAUGAGGAGGGCGCCGUAUCCGCGCUCAUGGCCGUGGACUCGGACGCUGAUGUGACGGUGAGCGUGCUCUCCGUGGAACAGAAGGUGACGGCUAUUCAGCGAGUCACAAUAGACGCUAAUGAGCGACGCUUCCAGCCCCAGGAGCGCGACGUGGCGGCGCCCUCCUCCGACGUUACGGGGUCGAAGUUAAAUGACAUCUACACCGCUGAGACCUUGCAGGGUGCAAAUUGCCUCUCCAUCAAAGAGGGCUCGCUGAAAGCCGAGAUCUUUCAGGAUAAAAGCGAGGAGGCCUCUUUGGAUCUAGUGUUUGAACUUCUGACCCAGCUCCAGUAUCACACGCAUCAAGGGGACGGCGUAUCGAUUUGUGUGGAUUUUCUCCAGGGUGUCUGCGUCUAUGGCAGUGACUGUGCGCAGCAUCACACCGUUUUACCGUACCACUGGCAGAUCCGCAGAACGGACACGCAGAUCUGGCAGAGCAUAUCGGAUGAUUCUCAAGAACAACUGGAAAGGCUUUAUUGCAAUCCGGACAACGAACAUGUCCGGCUUAAGUUUCCGGGUCGAGUGUUUGUAUUGGACUUCACUUCCAUGCGAGUUUGUGACCUGGAGUUUGACCUCGUCAGGCGCCUGUCCACGCCCUCCAGCUCUACAGCCACACCCACUAACACAAGCCCCACCCCCAGCUGUCUGACCGUCUGGAAGUACUACUGCAGAGAUAACUUUGGCUGGAGGGAGUACUCCGAGCCAGUGGUUCGACUGAUUGAAGAGGCAAGCGGUCGCGGUCUGAAAGGUCGUUUCAUCACGCUGCAGAAUCAGUACAUCCUGAACAUUCGCGAGGGCUUCCAGCAAAAUGCUGUGUUCGGCUUCCGCCGACAAAUCAAAAAACGCCCGCUGUUCAGGUCCUCCAUCUUGCUCACACCUUACCUCCAGACUCUCGGUGGCCUUUCCUCAGCAUUUCUAUCCUCCCUGGAAAAUUCUGGAAACCUGCCUCUUUCUCCUGCACCAGUCGCCCCCUCCCGAGUAUACCCAGAGACUUGGUUACACAUGGCCAACAAUCAGGACUUUCUGCAGGUGCCCGUCUCCCGGGACGACCGCAGCUACCGGACCGUCUACGGCCUGUUCCACAAGACCGUAUCCGAGACCAAAUUCCGCAUCCUCAAGAUCCUCCGCGUCCAAAACCCUUUCCUCUGGGAGAAGUACAAAAGGAAGAAGGAUUACAUGUCACGGCACAUGUCCGAGAUGGAUCGCAUGCUGAACGAGCGCCACCUGUUCCACGGCACGUCCCAGGAUGUGGUUGAGGGCAUCUGCAAGCACAACUUCGAUCCACGCGUCUGCGGCAAGCACGCCACUAUGUUUGGCCAGGGCAGCUACUUUGCACGCAAGGCCAUCUAUUCUCACAACUUCUCCAAGCGCUCGCCCCGUGGCGUGCACUACAUGUUCCUGGCCAAAGUCUUGACGGGCAAGUUCACGGUGGGCAACCCUUCCAUGCGCCGACCACCUCCACUGAAUCCACAAAACCCCUCUAGUGAUCUGUUCGACUCCUGCGUGGAUAAUUGGAUGGACCCACAGAUCUUUGUCAUCUUUAAUGACGAUCAGAGUUAUCCGUACUUUAUUAUUCAAUAUGAAGAAGUGGGCAAUACAGUAGCUAUUUGAAGAGUGACGUUUGCGUGGAUACCUGCACGCUAGACCGGCACGGUUAGGAAACGAAAACAGAGCGGUUGUGCUCUGGCUCUGCGAAUGGAACUCGGGACCGUAUGGGAUACAUUCGGCUGUAGAGAGCAUUGGAGCAACAACCAGUUUCCCUCGUUGCUGUGUGUGAGGGUUAAUGUGUGACCAUUUAGUGCCCGUCUUCUCGUCCCCCUGUGAAUACAAAUGGGGAUUGUGUGUAUGUGCGAGCAUGAGUGUGCGUGACGUCUCUCCUCAGUGCUGGACAGUUUAGUGUGUGAACCUCGUGUGUGGACGUGUGUCUCUGAUGCGGCUUCCGUAGCUGACGGUGGAUUUAUAUCCGUGUUACUCAGAAGCCUGUUCAUGGCUUGCCACUCGGACUUGGGGCUGUGUUUGGAGCUUCACAUCGUUUUUUUCCCCAAAAGACUCAACUUACCAACAUUGCUGCCAUUUGCGAUCCAUACUUAAUUUGUGAAAGUUGUAAAUAUGUUCUUCUUGUUUAUAUUUGAACUGUGUGCCUUUUGUUCAUAAAUAAAUUGUUUAUUUAUGUUAGUCAAUGUAACGAUAAGUAAAUAAAACAAUUAAA